CCAGCCUAUUAAAUCACGGGGGGAGAAUGUUUUUGAAACUCGGCAUGCGACAAGACCGACAACUUCAGUUUAUAUUAUCGACUACAGGAGAUAACGCUUCAGUGAUAAAAAUUGGUGCAAUUUAUGCCUUUCGUAGUAUCUACAUUUUAUUUGAACAACUAGAUAGAACAUUCCGACCCGCUGGCAGGUCUAUAGGAGCUCGAAGUGUUUUGUGUUUAUUUAUGUUGAGUUUCACCUCUGCAUCUUAGUCAAACAUUUGGCUUUUAAUAGCACAGUCUUAACGAGCUUGUAAACUUGAUAAAAAAUCGCAUUACCAAACAACUAAAAUGUCAUCGCCGAAAGAAUCCAACGUUCAUCAGAACAACCAAGAACACAUCAAAAGACCAAUGAAUGCUUUUAUGGUGUGGUCGCGAGGACAGCGUCGUAAAAUGGCCCAAGAGAACCCGAAGAUGCACAACUCAGAAAUAUCCAAAAGACUGGGCGCUGAGUGGAAAUUGCUCAGUGAAGGAGAGAAGAGACCGUUCAUCGAUGAAGCCAAACGCCUAAGAGCUCUACACAUGAAAGAACAUCCAGAUUAUAAGUAUCGUCCACGUCGAAAGCCAAAGCCGCUCAUGAAGAAAGAACCGAAGUUCGGUUUUUCCAUGUCCCCAUUAUUACCACCGACCAUGGAAAAUCAUAAUCUGCAACGAACCCUGAUGACUCCAAUAUCAACAUCAUCAGGUGUGACAUCCCUUUUGAAUCCUGACUCGGACCAUUUAAAAUUAUCGCGAAGUUUAUUUCCGCCUUUGCCAUACUUGUAUCAUCCUUUCCGGCAUCCGGAUGAAUCCAAAUUCGCAGCGGAACUGGCUCUGUUAUAUAGUAAUAACCCAUUGUACCCUCCGAAUAUUAAUUGGCAUAUAAACAAUAUUGCCAGUCAGAAUUUAAAUGGUUCAAACCCGUGCAACAUGUGUCCUCCGACAUUUUCGCGAAGAUCACCCAGUCCAGAGCAGCUAAAGCGACCAGUUUGCGUUAUAAUGAAAAACGAGGAGUUUCGAAAUGAGCCCGCACAUGUUAUAUGAAAACCACUUCCGGUUCUGCCGGAUCGGCUGAACCAUUGGUUUAGUGAUAUUGCCAGUUUGGCAACGAGUUCAAGUACUGUAUCUUCUACAGCUACUUCCGCUAUUAACUUGAUGGAGUAUAGAGAUAAUGGGGAUUCUGGGAGAGAUAGCAGUAGCCCCUGCAAUCAGUAAACUCAAAAGUUUGUAUUAAAUUUUUAAAUACAUAUAUCUCCAUUUUUCGAUCAAUUGAAACAUUGAUAACCAAUUCUAUGUUACAACCGUAAACAGCCAAAAUAGCAGAUUUCUUUCUUAAGUUUGCGUAGGGGUGAUACAAACUUGAUAAUCAACGCAAACAAUUCCAAUGAUGAUGAUUUCAUCUAAUUUAAUUGAAAAUGUUGUGCUCUCUAAACCUACAUGGUUUUGCCAAAAUAUAUCUUGCGCCAGAAAAUCCUAAAUAUCUUUAAACAAUCUUCAUAUAUUGACAAAAACAUCCACAAAUCUUCAUUGUUGAACAUUUCUCAAUUGAUCAAGAAACUGAAAUAACUCUCUCUGAGUUAUUUCUCUGUUGUACUCUGUAAUCUAUGUACUGAGGUACUCGAGACCCGAGUAACAACUCUGUUCUGAGUGUCUAAUACAUAAGCAUCUUUAAUACUUCUAUCUGGUUAAAAAUCAAUUUCCCAACUUUUACAAUUAAAGUUCAUUGGUAGAACUUAUUAUGAAACAUGUAAAUAUUGUUAAUUACGCUAAGUUAAUGAUAAAAAUUUUGGUUAUUUAUAUUAAAUCAAUCAAAGGCUAUAUACUAAAGAAUUAGUGCAAUUAUCUGUUGAUUUUGAUUCGUUUUAGAACCGCAAUUUUUGUAAAAACGUUUUUGUUUACUUCCUAAAAACAUAUUUGUUAAUAAAUAUAUUCAGUUCAAA
This is a messenger RNA of Dendroctonus ponderosae (mountain pine beetle), 1954 nucleotides long. Its product is annotated as transcription factor Sox-14. The transcript has 2 exons. NCBI's taxonomy places the organism in Eukaryota, Metazoa, Arthropoda, Insecta, Coleoptera, Curculionidae. The record is from RefSeq and is a predicted model, not a curated record. Gene Ontology annotation, molecular function: RNA polymerase II cis-regulatory region sequence-specific DNA binding; DNA-binding transcription factor activity, RNA polymerase II-specific. Gene Ontology annotation, biological process: cell differentiation; anatomical structure morphogenesis; regulation of DNA-templated transcription. Bases 327 to 1058 code for a protein of 243 amino acids.